Molecule: messenger RNA, 212 nt
Organism: Ascoidea rubescens DSM 1968
Lineage: Eukaryota; Fungi; Ascomycota; Saccharomycetes; Ascoideales; Ascoideaceae
Exons: 1
Coding region: 15-170 (51 amino acids)
Source: RefSeq, a predicted model, not a curated record
GGCAGCACCAGCAGAUGCAGCGGCAGCAGGGAGGUGGUAGAGGCUAUCGUGUAUGUGCCGCUGGAGGUGCGUGGGAAGCUGGGGUUGGGCGUGUGCAAAGCGUGGGAAGCUACGCAGUUCCAGAGCCACUGCAGCAAAAGGGCUCAAAGUUAAGCGAAUUGAGGUGGUGAGUAAAGUUCUUCCUGAUUCUCAAGUGUUUGACACAUUUCUUG